AUGAAAGCGCACUCCCGCUAUAUCAAAAUCAGUUGUCCUCGUUCUGAAGGGAUACAAACAAACACGCAACUUGAAACCUCUGCAAAAGGGAUUGAGUCUGUUAUAAUGUAUCGGCGUUACCUCACUCGCUUUAAACAACCUCUCACACAACCGGAGCUUGAUGCUUUAGAUGUGUUUGUUGAACCUUUUCGAACACAAGCAAUUUCCGUGACCAUUCCCACACAAGAAGAAGUCACUGAACUGAAUGGCGAGAAACUCAAUUGUACUGUUGUAGUCGUUCAUUCGAAGUUUGAAAAGACGUUCGAGUGUGUUGAUAUAUUAAAUCGAAUCGAAUUGUACUGCACUACUAAAAUUCUGUUUGGGUUUUGGAACGAAGACCUCGCCAAAAAGUUCGAAAAGAAAUUCGCUGCUUCUUCAACAUUUUGUUUGUGUGUUGGACAUUUCCAGCAUAAGUUCAUCAGAUAUGCACCAAGAAUUAAUCCAGAAAUAAACUUCCUUUAA
This is a messenger RNA of Entamoeba invadens IP1, 501 nucleotides long. RefSeq lists its product as hypothetical. The record is from RefSeq and is a predicted model, not a curated record. The coding region runs from base 1 to 501 and encodes 166 amino acids. The transcript has a single exon. Lineage: Eukaryota; Evosea; Mastigamoebida; Endamoebidae.